GCUUAAUAAAGACAUUGUGGUGUUUCUGUAUUGGUAGCAACCUCCAAGUGACUUCUGGAGCUGCCUUAUAAACUGGACAUCAAACAUACUGCAUGUUGGUAUUAGUUUUAACUUGGGUUACAAGUUAAAACUAACACUUGCGUGAUUGGAACUGAUGGAUAGGUCUGUGGAACUCUCUAGAGCCCACAAGCAAAUAGAGAAAAAGACAAUCUAUCUCUAUUUGUGAAAAUAAAAUAAAAAUCUGAAUUUAAUUAAUUAUAUUUGCUCAUUCAUUACUGAAAAAAGUAUUUAAGCUGUGGGUUCUGCCAAAACCUCACUCUCUCUGUCAGACAACUUCUCAUUAAACUCCAAAUAAACUCACUGGUGCAACAUAAAUCUUCCAUAUUCUGCACUUCAUUAGUGUAUUGGGUUGAAUUGUCCGAGGCAUUGGUGUUAAAUUAAAACUUUCUCCACUUCACUGAAGGUUUGUGUGCAUGUUACCAUAACAGCCAGUGUAACAGUUGUUGCCACAAUGUCAUCUCACUGUUCACUGCUGUUGGACAGAAAGAAGCAGAGAAGCUGGAAGCAGAAACACAACAGCCUGUUCAGUUUACCCUAAUUUUUAUAUAUAUAGUUGGGGUUUUUUUUGUUCCUACUGAGAUUUUAUCCAUUUUUUUUAUCCAUAUUUAGUGAUGGGCAGGGAGAGGAUAUUAGUCAGAGAAAAGAAACUGGAUCCAGACACAUGUCCGAUCAUUGUGGGGGCAAUAAAGAAAACAACACCAAGGAUACAACAUGUGAAGCCAAAGGAGAGGAUUAAAGUCAAGACAUCCAGGGGAAAAUUACCUACAAACAGAGGUAUAUCAACGUGUGAGGUAUUUGGGAAUGUAAUGAAGCUUUGUGUCAACUUAAUGCCUGCCUUAGCCUCAGCCCAGGAGCCAGAGCAAUCGGAGAGCAAGGACAACCCUCAAAAACAGGGAAAGAAGGAAGGAGGAGAAACUUUCUUUAGAAGAGAAAAGAAGACAACCGCAGGCAACAAUAUUGACUCCUCAGGCUCAACAUUAAAACAAAAAAUAAUAAAUACAAGUGAUUCAUUUUCAGGAUUAUCUCUGAACAGAGCUGCCGUAACCAAACAACCACGCAGGCCUUCAAUGCUGCCACCAAAACCUCAGUCUUUGUCACUUCCUGUGUGUUGGGACAAGAUCCAGAGGUUUCCCAAACCUUUACCUCCUAUUGGUUGUUCUGAAACCACUAUCCCCCCUUACUUAACAGCUAAAAUUGAUGAAGUCGAUGAAGGACUCACAGGACAACUCAUGGAUUCCAAGUUCUGGAUGGACAAUAUCCUGUUCUCUAAAAGUACAUCAGCUGAGUUUAGACUUCCUGACAUUUCAUUGUCCGGUCUGGAUGAUCUGCUGGAGACUGUUACACAGAAACUAAAGAGGAAGAAGAGACGUGGUGAAGGACCAGUUCAGUCUGAUCACCUCCUUAUGGCUAAACACAGAAAAUCCUGUGUACUAGAGAAGAGAAUUGGAUUACUGUCCGGCUUGUCCAAUGUGUGAGGUUAACAUCAUUCACAUUUCAACAUACUAUUUUUUGUCAAUUUUAUAUCUGGUGUAAAUAUUUAUUUUUUAAGUUUGUCUAAUAAAUAAUACAGUAUAAAAAUAAAAUAAUAUAGAGAGCGAGAAGACAUUUAGGUCAUUGAUUGGCAGUAGAAAAUGCAAAGGUUGGAUAACAGGAAGUUAAAGUUAAAGUGCAAGUGUCAGAAGAACCUGCUACUGACCUUUGAUUAACCACAGACUUCCAGUCAACUCCAAGGUGUUUUUGGUACAAAAUCCAUUAAAGGAACCAAUACAUUUAUUUUCUUUGGGACAAAACAACCAGGACAAACACAUACCUGUUGACUUUCAUACUGUCUGCACAUGUUUGACAUACAAUAAAUAUUACAGUGAAUAAAAUAGUGUUCAAGUAGAAUAUUGCAGCCUAAAUAUCCUAAAAGUACAGCCGUGUAACUUUCACACCAAAAUACUCCAAACAGUGUUUUAUUCCAGCAUAGUUUACGUUUGCAUAAUAAUUUUUUUUUAAAUUUAUUCAUUUUUAACUUUUACUUUUCAUGUGACGGGUUGAGGUAAGGAAUGAUGAUGCUGAUGAUAAAAAAAAUAAAAAUGUAACACUUCAAACAGUAUGUAACAAUCAUAAAGCUUUUGUUUUUCUUUGAAUAGAGGAAAUAAAAAUAACAGUAAUAAAGAACAAGCUACAACCUGAUCAGGGUCACACUAGAGGAGAAUUUGUAUUGAUGGUAAUAAGAUUUUUGCACCAUAGUUUGAAGCUGGAUAAUAAGAAAAGGACCCAAGGAGUCAAGAAUUUGUUCUUGAUUUUUUUUUUAGAAAAAUCACCAGAUAUUAGAAAUUUUGUUUUAAAUGGUAAAAUCCUAAAACAGGCAACAGUUUCUGAUGAACCUACUUGAUAUUAAUGUGUAGAA
Molecule: messenger RNA, 2455 nt
Organism: Cynoglossus semilaevis (tongue sole)
Lineage: Eukaryota; Metazoa; Chordata; Actinopteri; Pleuronectiformes; Cynoglossidae
Exons: 2
Coding region: 672-1535 (287 amino acids)
Source: RefSeq, a predicted model, not a curated record